Messenger RNA from Papilio machaon (common yellow swallowtail), 1124 nucleotides. RefSeq lists its product as uncharacterized. The transcript has 6 exons. Lineage: Eukaryota; Metazoa; Arthropoda; Insecta; Lepidoptera; Papilionidae. The record is from RefSeq and is a predicted model, not a curated record. Bases 234 to 1124 code for a protein of 296 amino acids. Gene Ontology annotation, cellular component: membrane.
CUAUAUGACGUCACAAAAUGUCCGCCAUUCCGCCAACUCGCUCGGUAUAAAUUCCUAAAAAACAUUCCAACACACCAGUUUGUACCAAAAGUCUUGCAGAUGAGCGGACUCGUUUAUAACUUCUGGUAUUUUUUCUAAUUACAAUACGUAUUAUAUUAAAAUUGUAAACUUAAAUGAUAUAAAGUCGAAGUUACGCGAAAUCGUCUUGUGAUACGGUUUCUAAGGCAAUCAAAAUGGUUAUUCGUAUUGUAGCUAGGAAAAAUAUAUUCGCGUUUUUUGACACCACUCUAACAAUGUUGGCGAAAAUGCUGUGUUUAUUGCUCGUGAUAUGUACAGCCCAGUGUCUACAGUUGGACAGUCAGGCUUCGACAAGGCGGCCGAGGGUGACAAAGUACACCAAGACUACUUUAACACCAGGUGCUUCUACGGAGUUGGCGACGGAGCGCAGCCUGCUGACGGCGACGUACCGUCUGCUGGGUGGCGGGGGAGAGACCUGCAUUCUGCUGACUGUGGACGCCCUCCUUGAUAUCUCUUAUCUGACCAAACUCAACGAACGUGCUGAUGCCAACACAUUUGUGCCUAAUAAUGCGAAUGUUGCUGGCGUGUGCAAGGAAGGUGACGCUGAGACUCUGGUGUUGUCUUUCAAAGAGUUCGCCUUGGAAUGGUCUUUCGCCAAAACCCCAGGCGGAGAGCGUUGGUACGCUGACAAUCUGAAGUUGACGUAUAACUCCAGUUCUCGUAUAUUAGAGCACGCAGCUCAGCAAGGACGUCGUGUAACGCUGACUACGGGCCCUCGCGCACUCUUGUUCCCUACACCAGUCGGCAAGUCUUAUUACUGCCCUGAGGAAACUAUUAUAGAGCUUACCGAAGGUGAUACCAACUCCAACAUAGCUCAUCGUGCUAAACUCUACUUACGUCAAAUGCGUUUACAAGCGUUCAUGUUCAAACGCGACGGUGAGUUUGGACCAGCUUGGCAUUGUUCGGAUUCCGCCCGCACCAGGUCUGAAGCUGUGCCAGUAGCGGUGGGGUCCGCUUUGGCCAUCGCCACAGCUGGUACACUCGUCGGUUACGCUAUUUGGCGCUAUUUAAAAGUUAAAAAGGUUCAAUACGACACUAUGGAGUAA